Molecule: messenger RNA, 2513 nt
Organism: Aspergillus aculeatinus CBS 121060
Lineage: Eukaryota; Fungi; Ascomycota; Eurotiomycetes; Eurotiales; Aspergillaceae
Exons: 1
Coding region: 1-2490 (829 amino acids)
Source: RefSeq, a predicted model, not a curated record
AUGCCUACAUCCGGUCCUCCUCGAAGACUAUCUCAGCCACCAGCCAGACGGCCUCUAACCGGCAGACCGAAUGAUGAAGCUCGAGACACACAAGUCGAGAGCUUCCAAGAAGAGUCUGAGCCAGAGCCACAUGGCCGUCGCAGACAGACCUUCGGCACACCGUCAACUCGAUCCGGAUCACCCCCUCCCUUUCCUCCCCUUGCUCCCUUCUCUCCACCAUAUCCCCACAUCACACCAACAACAAGACCUCUCGCCCCACCACCCAAGAGACGCAACCACCGAACCAUCCUCUCGACUCUACUCAGCAAACGCAAACGACACACAACCCUCCACCACCGCACAGAUCACAGCCGGAAGACAUCCGGCCGCCAACGACUCCAGCAACAAAACAAUGCCAAAGUCACCCAACAAUGCCUUUCUCCAAACAAAGGACUCUACCGCGCCAAGGGGCAGGGGAUUUAUCCCCCGUCGUCAACAUCCUCAAAGAAUCUUCACAACCGGGUAGCUGCGUCCCCAGACAAAGAGAACCUCCCCCCAGAAGAUGAAAAGCUCCUGCACAGAGAACCCAGCAACGACGACGAAGGGGCUGCCGAUGAGAUGCAUAAAGAUGUGGGUGGGGCCGGCGGUUGUUCGCAAUCUGCACCUGUGUCUGGAUCUACAUGCAGGGGUUGUUCUCACAGCUACUGCGACUGCGACUGCGACUGCAGUUACGACUACGACUACGAUUACGGCUACUGCUACCCCUCGGAUUCCUGGGGAGACAGUCUAUCAUCGCAGGUGGUAUUGACACGUUCACCAUCACGAACAACAACAAUACCUUCGGAUGGGAUCUGGUGGUGGAAUGACACUGACAACAAGAUGAGGGCAAGUACGACGAGGGGCUCGAAUGGGCUGACGACGAGGGCUAGGCUCUAUAAUCGCCAACAACCGCCGCAGCAGGAACAGCAGCAGGAGCAGGGCCAGACUUUCAGUCCCACCUCCCAGGGCUUAGUAGUGAGAAGGCCGCUGAACAUGGGAGCUGAAGAACGAAGGAAAGCGCGACCAGGAAGCCUCCUCGCCCGACCUCCUGCCUCUGCUUCUACUUCCUCCUCUACUCCGCUGCGCAAGUCCUUCCCUUCAGCCGCCACCAAUACUCGUAGUCGACUAUUCGAAGGGACGAUAUCCUCGCGGUCCAAGAUGGUCGGCGCACCACCAGCAAUAAUGGCUGCGACGAGGGCCACAGCAGCGCAAGAGCCCCGAAGAGCGUCGGGCAUUAAUCCCACCCCGCCGAGAAGAGUGCGAUGGACGAGCAAGUUUGAGAAUCUGCGCGCUCAGGGUAACAGAGAGCAAUUGCAGCCGCAGCCGCAGUUGCAGCAGACGAGGACGAAGAGAGAAUCGACGGGGCUGCGUGCAGCACCUGCGCCUGCGCCUGCUCCUGCACCCGCGAUAGGUUCGAGGAGGGAGUCUUUCAGAAGGAAUUCGCAACUCGCUCCUCCUGCUGCUGCUGCUCCACGGCUGCCAUCAUCCUCGAUAGGACCGAAAAGGGAGCCGCCUCUACGAAGGAAUUCGCAACUGGGUCCUCCUGUUGUUGCUCCUGCACAGCUCUCAUCAUCUGUGAUAGGACCGAAGAGAGAGUCUAUACGAAGGAAUUCGCAAUUGGCUCCUCCUCCUGCUGCUGCUGCUCCACGGCUACCGUCAUCCUCGGUAGGGCCGAAAAGGGAGCCUCUACGAAGGAAUUCACAACUGGCUCCUCGUCCUGCUCCUUCACAGCUACCAUCAUCAUCACCCCCGAGGUUACGAGCCACACAUGCCCAAAAGGAAGAUAAUAGUGGUAGUGGUAGUGGCAACAGACCUGGUUCCAUUAGGGCUGGGCCUCCUGCUCCCAGAACAGCACGACCACCACUAGCAACCGCAACAACAGCCCACCGCAAACCCACCGUAACCGUAACCCAGGACCCCCAACAACCACUCCGAAGGAUCACCCUCCACCGCGCCCAAGAAGAACCGAAAAAGCAGCUGCUCACCCCUACCCGUGCUCCCCCAGCCGCCACCACCACCACAACCCCGCGCCGCAGCUUCACCCACACGCGCAUCGCCUCCCUCCCCUCGAUCGUCAAAUCCCUCAACCGACCCAAACUCAUCGCGGGCCCGAAGUCUUUCGCCCAGGUCUGGGAAGCCCGGCCGCCGGCCUACUGGCUGGGCCGGUUCGUGACCCUGACCAAUGCGUUCCACUACGAGGACUCGUUCCGGCAGCCUGACGCAGCCACAGGGUCUCCAGGGAUGCUCUCGAGCUACCCCCAGCGGCCGCUGGCGGGGGCGGAUGCUGCUGCUGCGGUGGACGCACAUGCGAACGCAGACGCGGACGCAGACGACGGGGAUCUGCCGAAUUCCCGCGUCAAGCGGGCGUUCAUGCUGCUUGAGAAUGUCUGUGUGACGGACGAGGCGAGUGGGGGUUUGCGGAGGUUUCGGGAUGCGUAUGUGGCGAGGUUUGGGGAUCGGUGGAUGGAUUAAACCUGGUUUUUCUUCGGUUUGAG